Cydia fagiglandana is the source of this 6395-nucleotide messenger RNA. RefSeq names its product huntingtin-interacting protein 1 (gene Hip1). The record is from RefSeq and is a predicted model, not a curated record. NCBI's taxonomy places the organism in Eukaryota, Metazoa, Arthropoda, Insecta, Lepidoptera, Tortricidae. The coding region runs from base 264 to 4679 and encodes 1471 amino acids. Gene Ontology annotation, cellular component: actin cortical patch; clathrin-coated vesicle. Gene Ontology annotation, biological process: actin filament organization; endocytosis; clathrin coat assembly. Gene Ontology annotation, molecular function: phosphatidylinositol-3,5-bisphosphate binding; actin filament binding; clathrin light chain binding. The transcript is spliced from 24 exons.
AUAGCAUACGGACGGACGGACGGACGGUGCAAAAGGAAGUGUGUGAUGUGAUACGAAAUAACACAAAGAAAAAAGUUUCUGAUUUAAAUAUAGAUACAAACCCAGUGGUAAUAUAAUUACGUAGUGUUGAUAAUAACGUAAUAAGUGUAGUUUGUGUCCAGGCAUAUCAAUAGUUUAUUAUUCAGUCGUGUUUCCACUGCAUUUUGAAAAUACAAUUGUGUUUUUGGAUUUCCUGCCGCCAGUUCUUCGCAUGUAUCUGACCCAUGGCGUCCCUUUCGUUGCCCCGAGUCCUUCAGCUAAAGAAGAACAGUUUGGACGCCGAGCGUGAACACUUUGAGAAGUUUCAGACGCUAGCAGUCCAAAAGGCGACCAACUCCGUGGAGACCCCCGUGAAAGAGAAACAUGUGCGCAGCGCCAUUAUCGGCACCUUUCAGGAGCAGAGCGCCAUCACCUACUGGAUGGUGGCGAUCCGUCUCCCACUCCAAGACAACCGCAUCGUGGCAUGGAAGUUCUGUCACGUGACACACAAGCUGCUCAGGGAGGGGCACCCGGCAUGCCUUGACGACUCGCAGAGGCACAUCGGCAUGAUACAGAACCUGGGGAAACUAUGGGUUCACUUACGCGAAGGCUACGGCCGCCUCGUGCACCUGUACUGCUCGCUGCUGGUCUGCAAGCUGAAGUUCCACGCGCGCAACCCUCGGUUCCCCGGCAACAUGCAGCUCACGGCCGACGAGCUGGACGCCAUCGCCGAGAACGACGUCAACAACUACUUCCAGUUAUGUGUGGAGUUGUUCGACUAUAUGGAUGACAUUUUGAACCUACAAGCAGCAGUAUUCGAUAGUCUCGGCAACGCUCGUGCGAACUCCAUGACGGCGAGCGGGCAGUGCCGGCUGGCCGCGCUCAUCCCGUGCGCCCAGGACUCGUCGCAGAUCUACGACUGCAACGUGCGCCUGCUGUUCCGCCUGCACGCCUCGCUGCCGGCCGACACGCUGGCCGGACACAGGGAGAGAUUCCGGCAGCAGUUCAAGAAGCUGAGCUCAUUCUACAAGCACGCGAGCAGCCUGCAGUAUUACCGCAAUCUGCUGACGCUACCCUUGCUGCCUUCUAACCCACCUAAUUUCCUUAUUCAGAGCGAUUUCGGAACGUACGUGACACCGGUGGUCUCAAUUCCGGAGCCUCCUCCGGACGAAGUGGACACCGUGGGCUCGCUCAUCGACACUUCCGACACCUUCAGUUUGGCUACGACUCCGGACAAUAGUGAUGUGAUCGACACCCGGACCACUCCCUCACCGCAGCCCGACCCUGUGGUGGAGCGAGACAGGCUGAUCGAUCAUCUACAGAACGAGCUCAAGAGGAUGCGAUUAGAGGUAUCACAAAUGGUGCAGGACCGGAAUACAAUGAUGGCAUCCAUGCGUGAACACUGCUCGAAACUAGAGGCGCAAAUACACACUACAAAGACUGAAUUGGAAGAAGAAAGGCAAAAGGCUGAAGUUUUAGCAGCAGAAACCCCAGAAAUCAAACAAAAACUAACACAGACUGAAGAGAAAGCGAAAAUACAAGACGAGAAAUUCCAGAAGUUAAAAGGAGCGUACACACAGCUACGAGAAGAACAUAUCACACUUAUCAGACAGAAAGCAGAAGUAGACAAGACAGCGGCCAGCUUAAGGGCAGCAGCGGCGCAGCACGAGAGUGCCAAGACCGCCUUGCAGCAGCAACUUAACGACAGGAUGAAAGAUGUAGAAUUACUACAACAAAGUGCAUCAUCGAGUGAAGAAAUCGAAGCAUACAAAACGCAAAUAGCUAACCUCCGAGCCGAACUCGAACAAGCCAGAGAAAAGGAAGCAGAACUAGAAACCCUUAAGGCCUCCAUGGAAGCAUUAGACAUAGAGCAUAAAACGACAGCCACAGUUCAGCAGGAAAAACUAACAGCGCUAGAACACGAAUUAAAAGAAGUCAUGGAAAAUUUAGAAAAUGUAAAAAAAGAAAGUGAAAAGAAAGAGAUAGCGUUAGCAAAAGUAAAGGAAGAGUUGGUAGGGCUUAGGGAGAAGAGUGGGGAUGAGUAUAAAAAAGUGGUGGAAGAACGAGAAGCUGCGUUGAAGCAGGUUGCGGAGCUGACUCAGCAGCAUCAACAGGAGAAACAGGAGCAGGACGAUUUAGUUAGCAAUUUGAAAACAGACCUAGAACACGCCCAGCAAAAAAUACUAGAAACAGAAGCAAAUUAUAAAAGUUACAUCCUAAAGUUAAAUGAUGAAUUAGAUGCGAACAAUAAGGAACAUGAAACUGUUAUUAAAAAACGUGACGAAGAAUUAAGAGAAACGCUCGAGAAAUUAGUCAAACUAGAUCAAGAUAAAACCGAUGCUGUGGAAGAACUGAAACAACAACUUGAAAGCGUAAUUACGGAGAAAGAUUCGAAAAUAAAUGAGAUACAGAUAGAGCUUGAGGAAAAACAAAGUAGCAUAGGAGAACAAAAUAGGGAAUGCAAUGCAAUGAAAAAUACUAUUUCUGAGCUGGAAACUAAGAUAGAGCAUACAACUAAGGAGCUAGAAAAAGUACAAUCAAAAUUAGACAAUGUUAUUUUAGACUUAGAAAAUGAAAGAACAGAAUAUGAAUCCGAAUUGAAAGAAAAACAAACACAUAUAGAGACAUUGAAAGAUGAAUACAAACAACUAGUACAGAGCACGGAAGAAAUUAUAACAGGUUUAAAAUCUCAGAUAGUCGAAAAGGAUGAACAAGUAAUAUCACUUGACAUUGAAGUGACUAAUCUUAAAGAUAACGUUUCCAAGCUUGAAGAAGAAUUAAAUGAGACCCAAGCUGAAUUAGAGAUUGGUAAAAAUGAGUUACUACAUAUAAGAGAGGAACAUGACGCUUUUGUAGAACGGAACGAAAAUAACUUAACUUUAAAGAAUGAGGAGUUAAGGAGUCUUCACGAUGAAAUUAACAAACUUAAGAAAGAAUAUGAAGAAUUAACGACAGAAAAACAAAAACAAAGAUAUAAUUUCGAGUUAGAGAAACAGGAAUUCCUAAAUAAAAUCGAAGAAUUAGACCAGGAGCAUUCUAAACUACAUAAUAAAUACGAAACGAUGCAAAACGAAAAGGAUGCAAUAAUUGGUAAGCUUAAUGAUGAAAUAGUCAAUCUGAAACUGCAAUGUAGCCACAUACAAGACAGUAAGGAUGGCGAAAUAAAAUGUCUACACGAAAAACUUCAAAAACAUGAAACUGAUUUCGCAUCACAGAUUUCUGAGAAAGAUAACACAAUUUUAGAAGCGAACAGAAAUCUUGAAGAAUUGAAGGCUCAGUUAGAGGAAUUGCAGACGCUUAGAGCAAAAGAGAAGGAAGAUGCGGAUCUUUUGUUGUCUGAGAAAGAAGGCAAUGCUAAGUUGCUGGAAGUGAGGCUCGGCCACACGGAGCGGGAGAGACUGAGCGCGGAGUGUGAGUUGCAGGAUCUGCUGCAACACAACACGGUGUUGGAGGCUGAUCUGACCGCGGCGAGGAUACAGCUGCAGGAGGCGCAGGCGGAGAUUGAGAAACAACGGUUAAAGCUACUGACGACAGCAAGCGCCGCGGCGUUGGAGGUUACGAGUGGAGCGCUCGAACGAGUGACUGCGCAGGAUUCCAACCGCGCCGCCGCCGUACUCGCCGCUGAGGCUCUGAAGGAACUAGCUAGCACCACAGAGAUCAAAGGUCACGAGGACACUCUGGCGCGCUCGGCUAUCUUCGCCGCGCAUAACGCAGCGCAGCUUUCAGCAUACGUAACAGAAGUGUCCAAUCUCUCUACCGACAUAGAGCUUACAGACAAACUAAACACCGAAUGCCGCCUAAUGCUAUCAGCGACGGCGGAUUGCCUAACGCAUCUCUCUCGCGGCGAGUUACAAGCGCCGUACGGUGAUGCACGUAGCCGCAUCAGUACAGUCGCCGCUGCCGCCGCAGCCGCCGACCGUACUAAUACUGGAGCUCGUAGCGUGGACGAUGAGCUGGCCGACAUGGACAAGGCCAUCGAACUGGCUGCGGGACAGAUCGAGGAGAUGCUCGCAGCCAGCCGCGCGGGUGACUCGGGCGUCAAGCUCGAAGUGAACGGCAAGAUCCUCGACGCGUGCACAACCCUCAUGGCCGCCGUCAAAGCUCUAGUCCAGGACGCCAGGAAACUGCAGGCCGAGCUCGGAGACCCUGGGACCAGGCUGAAGAUGUACCGGCGCAAUCCUCAGUGGUCGGAGGGACUCAUAUCCGCCGCUAAGGCCGUUGUCUUCGCUGCUAAACUGCUCGUAACGUCAGCGGACGAGGCGGUGAACGGCGAGGGCCGCGUGGAGGGCGUGUCGGCGGCGGCGCACGAGGUGGCGGCCAGCACGGCGCAGCUCGUGGCCGCCUCGCGCGCGCGCGCCGCGCCCGGCUCCUCCGCGCUGCAGCGCCUCGCGCAGGCCUCCAGGGCCGUCGCGGCCGCCACCGGGGCGGUGGUCGCCGCGGCCAGGGACACGUCUAGAAGACUCAACGAUCAAGAGGCCCUUGACACGUCAGCGUUAACGCUCACCGCAACGCGGAUCCUCGAGAUGGAGAGCAAAGUCCGCUCGCUGGAGCUGGAAAGCGCUCUGGAGGCAGAGCGGGCGAAGCUCUCCGCGCUCCGUACGAGGCACUACCAGCUCGCACAGAUGCAGGAGAAUGGCGGUAUUACUAAUGGAAAAGAGUGAAGCUACGACGAAAUGCAACCCUCCGCCACCAUCGACGUAUUGCACGCAUUUACCAAUAACAACGUAUUUUUCAGUAUUUUCACUGCACCGUCGCAUUUUUCUGUAAUGGCAUUUUAUUUUUGCUAUACAACGAAGCUUUUUCGUAUAUUUGUGAGUUAUGUACCUUAUUGUGACAGAUGAGAGAAUCAUGUCUUCCCUGAGGAGGCUCAAUAGUAACUAUGAAAUAUCAUAUGAAUUAUGCUCUAGCCAGACAUCAUAACUGCUUAAGGCCCAUCAGUGAGUGUAACCCUUUUGCUACUUCUCACUUUUUUUUAUCAUCUUUUGUAUACAGACAUUGGUAUUAAAAUGACUGCGCUCAUUCCCUGAAUAAGUGAAUAUACUUUAUUUUGGAUAUGGAAGUUUUAACGCAUUUAUUGGCUAUGUCACAGAAUAAAUAAUACACCGGUACAGAAGACUCACUCUCUAACAAGCCGCUAGGUGGCGACAGCGCCACGCGCGGCUUAUGGCUUUCCCCAAAAUUGGGGUGGAACGGAUGUACUUUUAGCUACCUGUAGCAAAGUGACGAAAUCGCGAAGUGAGCCACGCCUGGCUGUGUGUACAACUGUAAUUGAAAAGUAUCACCUUUUUGCCACGGUGUGAUCUGUCGGUUGUUUUUUCACCACACAUUCCGCAGUUGUACAAACAGCAACACUCCUAACUGUACAUCGGUGGACCUUAUUACAGAAGGCAUAAGGUCCUCCGAUGUACAGUUAACAGUGUAGGCGAUGGUACAUAGCCAAUAUUGCAAUUAUGAGUUUAUGACUUAUAGGUCUUGUUAUUAAAAUGUCAAGUUAUUUACACGCAUUAGAGAUAACUAAAAUUAAUCAUUCUAUUGGUGAGGCUAGUGUAAAAUUUAGCUGGAGUUGUUUCUAAAUGAAAUAAACAUGUCAAUUUUAGUGGUACAUAUAUCCAAAUAACCUGUGCGAAUUCUGCGUAACAAAAGCAUUAUCCAUAAUAUAUGUUUUCUUUUUAUAAGACUGUGAGAGAGACGAUAUUACGAUGCAUAUUGAUGUGAUGCUAGCCCGUCAGUACACCUAAUAACUAUUAUAUAAUAAAAGGUAUGUGAACACAACGUGUAGAUUGUACUAAGUGUAUAGAUAAUCCAUGUCGCUAGAUUCCCAUUAGGCUAACACGCCUUUAAACUGUCCCAGCGUAAUCGACCUACCGCCCAUUACCUAGGUGUCAUUUUCGUAUGUCACUUAUAUAGAGUAAUUAAAGCUCUGCUCUCGAGCACUCUUUGGCUUGAAGCCUUUGAUAAAAAUGAUGAAUCGUUUACGCAUGUCUGAAAUUGUCUAGAACAAAACAAUCCAUUCAAAUAUCAACCUUAUAUAGUAUAUGGAAGAAGAUUCCAAUUGCAAAAACUAAUUGUAAAUUAUGUUCUUGUCAUUUUUUAUAUCUAUUGUAUAGAGGUAUAGUAUGAGACCUAUUUACGUUUAGGUUAGGAUCCACUGUUGUAGCUUAUGAAUACAUUAAACCCGUAGGUUAUUUUUAAGUAUUAAACGUAAAUCUACUCUCAAUUAAUGAAAUGGAAAUGACAGUAAAACAAUAAGAUCACUAAUCGGUAGCUGUAACUCGUAACUUUUAUAAGUCCUUUUGGAUGUCUAAAUCGGAUUAAAUCUAGUUCCUUUGUAUUAAAUAGAUUAUAUUUUGAUGUUUAAUAAUAAACUAUACACUAUA